AUGGACCCAGCUGAUGGCCUCCGGCGCCGCUUCGAACAGGGCGCAGGUGACUCAUUUUCAUGCUGGUACCGAGAACGGCCGCCAGGAGAAACUUUGGCGCUGUUCGUCGGUUCGAAGGUCUUGGCGGGAUGCCUCUAUUACGGGAAAGAAAAGUUGCAACAUCAGCAAAUUGUCCUUCGUGAGAGGUUGCAACAGCCGGAUAUAGGGCUUGAAGACGUCGACUUGCACGUGUUCUUAGUUGUUUCAAUACGGGAGAAGGACUGGGUUCAGAUGGUCCGGUUUACUAUAGCUAAGUUAUCGUAUAACUUUUUUAGUGUGUAUACUUGCAAGUUCGGUGGUGCUUGCAACCGGAAGGAUGGCGGUGCAAAGGGACUCUCUGGCGGAGGAUUUUAUUGUCCGCGGGAUAUUGCAGGUAAUGCUGUAGCGCUGCAUGCUGGUGUUAGAUUGUUCAAACUCCGGCUGCGUCGCGAUACGUCCAUUUUCGCUGAGGAUGUUGUGUUCGAAUCCUCAAACGGCGUUGUCGACUUCGACGUCGGUAAAAUAUACUCGGGGAGACUGGAAGACGACGACCUAGCGGAAGUUCAAGGCGUGGUUACGAAGGAGGGCCUCUUCGACGGCCACGUGGCCACGCCCAACGAGCUCUACUACCUAGAGCCGGCCAGCAGGUACCUGGACCAACCGGAAUUCCAUUCGGUGAUGUACAAGGCGUCGGACGUGGCCCACCCGACGCUCUCACGGUGUGCCUCGCAGCAGCUGCACUCCCGGGGCCGCGUCCACACCCCCUGGGGGGCUCCGACCCACCGCGACCCCCUGGGUGCCCCCGCGGGUCCAGAGAGGCUGCCUGCACAAGACACUCUCGGGACAUCAAGGCCUUCGCCUCAUUCUUCCAUUUCGUCCAGUGCGGCGCCGGCCCGGGGGGGAGGCGCCGCUCCGUCGCCCAAGCCGCACGGUUUGAAUCCCAAACAUAAGGCUGUGACAAGUAGUAAAAGUUUAUACGAUUCCACUAGUGAUCCCCACACCCACCGCGGCUACUCCAGUGCACCUGCUACCUCCUCCCCCUCUUCCUCUGCCCCUUCCCUCAGUUCAAACUCUCCCGGGCGGCCGCGGGCAGCCCGGGCCCCGACGGUGCUCACACAACCACCCUUCCUCCCCUCGAAGCUUCCCCCCCCUCCCCCUCCCCCUCCUCAGCGUCGACCCCAAACGCCUCGUCCACCUCGGAGGCCGACGACCACCCGCGCCCACGACGACCGCCGCCAGCUGGACUUCGAGCUGGUGUACGAGCCCACGGGCGGGAGGGACGACCACGCGCUCCCGAGGGCGUGGAACGACACUCGACGGAGGGCGGACGGCGCUUCGCAAGAGCUUCCAGACUUCGGUCACCCUUGGCCCAGAAGAAGCGCCAGGAAGAAACGCUCCGGCGUCGACCCGAAGAAGACCACGUGCAUGCUGUACCUGCAGGCGGACCACCUCUUCUACGAGAAAAUCGGGUCCGAGGAAGCCUGCAUCGAGGCCAUCACACGCCACGUCCAGCGAGUCAACAGCAUCUACACGGUUACAGACUUCGACCUGGACAACAAGGCGGACGACAUCGGCUUCAUGAUCAAAAGGAUCAAGAUCCACACGCCGGAGGCUCUGAAGGACCCGACCUACCGCUUCCCGGGCAACUACGGCGUCGAGAAGUUCCUGGAGCUCUUCUCGGAGGAGGACUACGACGCCUUCUGCCUCGCCUACAUGUUUACGUACAGGGACUUCGAAGGCGGAACCCUGGGCUUGGCGUGGACCGGCGACCUGAAGAACGCCGGAGGAGUGUGCGAGAAGAACGGCCACUACCGAGGAAGUCUCAAGAGCCUCAACACGGGCAUCGUGACGCUCCUGAACUACGGCAAGCACGUGCCUCCGGCGGUGAGCCACGUGACUCUGGCGCACGAGAUCGGCCACAACUUCGGCAGUCCGCACGACCCCGAGUCCAACAAGCGAUGCACCCCUGGCGGCGAGGACGGGAACUACAUCAUGUUCGCCAGAGCGACUUCAGGAGACAAAAGAAACAACAAUAAGUUCUCGCCGUGCUCGCUGCAGCAGAUCAACAGCGUCCUCAACUCGAAGGCGCGCGACGUCAAGGGCUGCUUCACAGCGCCUCAAGCGGCCAUCUGCGGCAACGGGGUGGUGGAGAAGGGGGAGGAGUGCGACUGCGGCUGGGAGGAGGACUGCGAGGAGGCGUGCUGCUUCCCGAUGAAGUCCAGUCCGGGGAAGGGGGAGACGCCGUGCACUCUCAGGCCCAACAAGAUCUGCUCGCCCUCGCAGGGUCCGUGCUGCACGCAGAACUGCCACCUGAAGAAGGGCGACAAGUGCCGAGACGACAACGGUUGCCGCGACUCGUCCUACUGCAACGGCCGUGUCCCGCAGUGCCCGCCCUCCACCAACAAGCCUAAUAAGACGAUCUGCAACGAAGAGUUCGUGUGCUACAAGGGGGAAUGCACGGGUUCCAUCUGCCUGGCUUACGGGCUGGAGUCCUGCCAGUGCAAGAGGAAUCACGGAGAUCUAAUCACCAAGUCUUGCGAGCUCUGUUGCAAGCUUCCCGGGGAGAACCAACAAUGCCUGUCUUCCUUCGAGUGGAAUGUGCCUCCGUACGACAUCCCCGACAUGUACGCUAAGGCGGGCACUCCUUGCAACGACUACAAGGGCUACUGCGACGUCUUCAAGAAAUGUCGAGAGGUGGAUCCCUCAGGGCCCUUGGCAACGCUUCGGAAGCUCUUGCUAAGCGACGAGUCCUUAGCGAACCUCCAGCGGUGGAUUGUCAAACACUGGUAUGCCGUCCUCUUCGUCGUGCUGGCCGUCCUGGUGCUAUUGGUGGCAACAGUCAAAGUAUUCGGAAAGACGCCGGAGAAGAUGAAGCUGAAGAAAAUGACAGUCAUGCAUAAAAACUCUGGGACAACGCAUUACACCAUGAAUGCAAACGGAGCCACGUCCAAUGGUGCCACAGCCAACGGCACAACGGCUAAUGGCACCACAGCCAAUGGCACUGCCGAUUCAUCAGCCAACCACGUGCACGUACACCCAACGGUCGUCAGGGCAAACUUACCCUUCAAGAGAAAAGUCAACGAGGUGCGGCGAGCGGCCACGAAGGCCAAGCGAGCCGCCAAGAGCCAGCUGAGCCGCCCCGGCAAGAAGCCCAGCAGGCGCGCGGACGGUGCCGUCACCUCGCCCACGGAGUCGGAGAAGAGCGGCCCCGGGGCUAAGGAAGGGGCGACCAGCGAAAGCAGGGUCAAAGACAGGCUUUCCAGCAGAUUUUCCAUCAUUAGCUUCAAGACGUUCCGACCAAGAUCGCUAAGUCCAGAUAAACACAAGAGCAAAAGUCCAGACAAGAGGAAGUCCAAGAGUAGUAAUGAUAAGAAGUCGAAGUCCAAGAGUUCGAAAAACCAUCACAGGAGUCGAAGCCCCGACAAGAAGCACAGGUCGAACGGCCACGGUGCGGAGUCGCCAGACAAGAACAGACGGUCCCGGAGUCCCAACAAACGGGCCAGUCUGGAAGAUGAACGAAGACGCUCCCGAAAUCAUUCAGUCAGCCCAGACAAAAUCCGAAGAUCUUCCAGUCCAGACAAGAACCAGAAAUAUAAAGCGAGAAGUCCAGAUAAACAUCGGAAGAUGAGUGAGGGAAAUUGGCUCAUCAAUAAAUUCCUGGCUGAUGAGGAGAAAACUGCUAAGCCAGUGGUUAAUGGCUCCUUAAUGGGCUCAUUAAAUGGUUCAUUAAGCUCAGUCAACGCAAUCUUAGGGCCUACCAGCAGCCCGCAGAUGGGUCCUGUUAGAAAUGGAUCAAUGCGAGGACUCUUGACGAGCGACAGCAACAGGGCCAGUCCUCUCAGGGGAUUCGUAAACGAGGCAUUCAUCAGCUCACCGCGAGGAGCCCGCACACACAGCUCGCUCAGGGUAACGAAAUCAGUCAGUCCGGAAGGGUUGGACUUUGACUUGGGGCCGAGUAAGUAUCGUCGUUCUAUAAGUAUGGAAGCUUAUAAUCGGCCACCAGUGAGUCCGGACAAGAGAAAACGCUCUGUGUUGGACGAGGGUCUCAGUCCGGACAAGAGAAGAAGGUUUAGCAGCCCCGAGAAAUCCCAGAAGCCCAACAGCCCAUCUAAGGAGCGCAGGUUCACGUGCCCCGAAAAGAACCAGAACCGACGAAACUUGGAGAUAGAGAGGCGACGUUCCUCCGUCUCCCCGCUCUCCUCCAAGACCAACUCCUAUUCCUCGGUCCCAGAGCGUCUCCGGGAGAAGCUCUCCCUCAUUACUGCCAGUCCCUCCGGCAGUGUCGCCUCCAUCCUGCCCGCCACGGAGCACGCGGACACCGUAAGCCUUCACUCCACUCAUUCCUCACACUCAAACCGGUGCCAACCUAAAGACUGGGUAUAGAACCUCAGAGGAUACUAGCCUCAAGGGUAUAGUAUUGGUACGUUUGAUAAAGUAUGUACCCAAUACCAUUACUGCCACACUGCUACCACUUGAUAAUACUUGUGCGACGAGUGUAAAUGCAAGUGCUACUGCGAGUGAUUCGUUUGUCUGAUGUGUCGCCAGAACUAUUGCUAUAUUUUGUGCCAACAACUUUUUACAUUUACUCAUUUAUAAAGUUGACAAGUUGUGACAGGAUAUUUGAUCAUUUAAUCAUAUGCAUUUUGGUAAAAACAAAGUCAAUGCGUAAAUGAGAAGGGAGAAUAGUAGUUGAUAUGAUUGUUGAUUUAUUUAAGAGCAUAUAAGGUGACGUGCUGUAAUACUCUAAUGGAUAAAUAUUUAAUGAGUAUUUAUUUAUAACACGAGGAUUUUCAUCCCAGCAACGCAGAUUCUGCCUGCUGAAACUAAUCUUAACCUUAGUCAUUAACACCUUUGCUUUGUGAUAAUAUUUUUACGUAAAUUGAUUUUGUAAGUUUGUCCUGCUCAAGAAUAGGGAGAGAGAACACGUUCCCAAGAGGGCUAAUUUAUGCCCAGAUUAGAACACUUUGGCUCUACUGAAGGAUGGAACGACACCCACCAUACUGUCUGACACUGAAUUUCGAUAAUUUUUCUUGUUUCUUUGAGCCUUAGGUUGUAUUUCUAUAUACAGCUCAUUUACAUGUUCUACAAAUAGGAGAGAGACGUCAUGAAAGGAAUUCUCAUCCAGUGCUCAUUGUGAACGAUCUCAUCACAUAUUCUCACCUCCAUACUUGUAAACUUAACAUGUGGUAGCUCAAAUGUGCCACAGCUGUACAUUGUAAAUCCGUGCAACAUAUUUUAAUACUUUUUGAAAGCUAAUCUACUAGACCACUAGUGUGCUUCUGACUAAAGACUGUGUUGUAGGAACAGUGUGUUAACAUUGUAGCAUGUAAAAUUGAUCAUGAGAUUAUUAUGAUCUUGAUGACGGUACAAUGAUCCUCAGCUUUUCUCAUAUAUUGUAAAUUCAAGCGUCCAGCGGCUUGGUUUGUACCCUGGUGGUGGUGGUGGCGGUGGUGGGGUGUAUGGGGGGGAUUUACCCGCCUGCUUCUCUCAUUAAUAAAAAAAUCUGUAGUUACCUGCCAGGCCCUGGUGGUCUUGCUAAGGAAAACAGAAAGUACUUCAUCAUUAGUCAUAGAAAAGAACAAAAAAUGUUAUUAUGAAAUUACUAUUCAACAUUCUUUCUCCCAUUGCGAACCAUAAUUUAAAGUCAAAACUGAAAACAAGUUAACUUUAGAUAUGGAUUCUUUUGAAAGAAAGCUUUAGAAAGACUUUGUUGAAGGGAAUUCCUACAGGGGCAUCCAUUUUACUUUUAAAAUGUGAAUUAUUAGGAACGAAUUACCACUCAUAUAUUUCAAUACCAGGGUUUGAUUUCCAUUGUCCAAUUGCUAAUUUGUCAUACACUGGAAAUUCCAUCCAUGUAAAGUCAGUGCAAGUAAAAAAAAGUUGUUUUAUAGUAUUUUGAAACUUAGGUUAAGACAAGGAAGCAAAGCGGAUUUGUAAGAUAAUGGAAAAAUGAUUUUACAGUAUUCUGCUGUUAGAUGUGUAUUGACAAAUGGAGAGUGGUUGAGCACUUCUUGUGCUUUUUAACACUAUGUUAAGAAGGUGUAUCUGUUAUAUUUAUGAUGUUAAUUCGUUUGGGUUCUUCUGUGGAGUAUAUUGUGUGUUGUAGGCUAUCUUUGAAUUAUUAAUUGUUUCCUGUGAUCUUCAUUUAAUAGAUGUAAAGUAUUUCAUAUUUUCACCAUCAUUAAUCAUUGUUAAUAACAUGUUCUACACUUCCAGAUGAAUAAACAUGGUUUAAAAUCGUUCACUAUGGAAAAGGUUUAAUUGAAGGUAGAGACAGAUGGGUUAAGAAACACGACAAGUGAUCAUUCCAUUAACAAAAGAUAUUAUUUCCUUCAGUAACAAAUAUCAGUAAUUAAGGUAAUACUUUAUUAAGGUCAUACAGGUGAACCCAUUGUUUAAUCAUGUUUCUUUUGAUGCUUUGUUUCCUGUUGGGAGUCCUACUAACUGAACAUUGUGAUGAUUGACCUUUGAUAGACUACUGAUAUUAUCCUAAUUUCCACAAGUGAACAAGAAAUUAGUAUAUAAGUGAUCUGUAUCAUAGCGCCGCAUGUUUCUCAGCUUAUGACCGCAAGUGAGGUAAGAUGUGCUUCCACCUAUAUCAUUAUUAUUCAGAACAUUGCUUUAUACUCUCUCUCACACACACUUGGUGCAAUGGCCCGCAGCCAGAGACGACAUUAGACAAAUACUUAGCAGAUGACACUUACUCUUAAGGGAUUGGCAAGGAGGUUGUUCAUCUUGCCAACUGUCGAAGCUAUGAGGAGAUGAUCUAUACGUUUUACACUUAGGUUUGAGUCUCUUUAGAAUUUGUUGAUAUCUCUCUGCCCAGGUGGAGGUUUGGGAACACAGUUUUUUGUCCACGGCCAUGUUAUUAUCAAGUUGCUGUUGAUGCUGCAUCCUUACAACAUCGUCAGUCCCUCUCACGAUGCAAGUUGAGGUGAUCAGCAAGAGCAUAGUGGCCGGAAGUGAUGAAAAAUUGUGACCUUUGAUUUUCUUAGUGUAUCUCCCUGUUGCUGCUGCUGGAUGUUACUUAAGUUUAUAACCCUGUUGUGUCAUAUAUAUAAAUAUAUAGAUAUAUACUUUAUUUAAUCAAGUGAUAUGUAGACUUUCAGUGUUAUUUCUCAUUUUCUCUUGAGAAAACUCAGGAUCAGUACCUAUCGAUGAUUUACUGUAAGCAGUGUGUCUACCAGAGAUGAAAACAGAAUGUGAAAAGGUGUGUGGUGAGGAUAAGAUGAGUAUUAUGCUGUAAAAUUAGGCCUCCUCUCCAGAAUCUACCCCCAAUCUACUUCUGGCUAAGGUAUGAAUAAUCAGAAAGAACCUUUUUAUAAAUGCACACCACAGUCCAGUGUUUGGUGCGGAGGGCUGUAUGUUAAGAUAAAUGAAAUGUGUGGAUGAGGUUUAAGGGAAAGGUCAUUAACAUAACUCAAGGUUUUGUCACAAGACUUGUCAUAUUAGCUAGAUUUAUAAGUAGCUGUAGAUUUAAAACACAGAAAAUGGCUGAUCCAUUUGUUCUUUGGUAAAUUUUGUACUGGUUUUCAUAGCAUACUUACAUGUCUUACAGAAAACAUCUUUGUACAAGCCUGAGUUAUGAUGUCACUGCAACUUUAUACCACCCUGAGUUUUGACAUUAUUACCUCAAACACUAACAAAACAUGGCAGGACAUUACAGUAUAUACGAACAAAGUUCUCUUGCCUUUAUACCACAACCGACGUUGACUCUCAUGGGUUGGCAUGUUUUCAUCUGCCAUUCAAAUUCAAUUUUCUAUGACAUAUGCCAUUAAAUACUAUUUGUACGAACAUUACCAUUUUGACAAUAAAAUAAUGAAAGAGA
Molecule: messenger RNA, 7846 nt
Organism: Penaeus vannamei (Pacific white shrimp)
Lineage: Eukaryota; Metazoa; Arthropoda; Malacostraca; Decapoda; Penaeidae
Source: RefSeq, a predicted model, not a curated record